Messenger RNA from Stylophora pistillata, 1737 nucleotides. RefSeq lists its product as uncharacterized. Lineage: Eukaryota; Metazoa; Cnidaria; Anthozoa; Scleractinia; Pocilloporidae. The record is from RefSeq and is a predicted model, not a curated record.
AGUUGUCUGAAGAUCGGAGGCUAUUUGUCUAAAGAUCACACGGACGAGUUGUCUGGGGCUACUUGUCCAGGGGGCGAGUUGUCUGACAUUCAUGAGAAUAAUACAGAGCUUUGUGGGGGAAGGGAAGGGAUCAGGUGCCUAAUACUUUCGUUCGGACACAUUUGUCUGCCCUUUCCGACUUUUCUGAUAUCACUACAUGUAGCACUGGCCAUUGCAACUAUAUAUGCAUGCAUAAAUAUAUGAACCAUUUGCUGGGGGCGUUCCAAAUGUCAUCAUGUGAGAGGCCAUUUCUGGCUUUGCUAAGCAAUUUUAGCCUAUUUACUCCGGCUUAGUCAGUUAACUACAAUACUCUCAAGCAGAAUUAGUUAACACGUUUGCCAGCUGACUUAAGGUUGAAGUAUUAAUGAUGUAAUGUUUCUAAAGGAUAAUUCAAUUAAAGAAUUUGUUCCUUUUCGUCUGUAAAUAUAUGUUCAUCAGUGGGAGGAAGAGAGAUUUAAGGAAGCAGUCGUGAAAGGGAUAAGAGACUACUGCUAUGAGGAUGCAUGCAGUUACAAUUCAAGAAAUACAACCACUGCAAGGAAGUUAUGCAGCACCUUUCCAAAUGACUCCAACGCCGGUUCAGCUCAGAUCAGGGUCCUAAAGCAACCCGGAGAGUUUUCAGUUUUCAAUCAAACUAAAGUAGUUUUUUCACUUAUUCUUCAAUCCCAAUUCAAUUCAACCCGUUCGGUGGUGAAAAACAACACUUUGGAUUAUAUUGUACAAAAUAGUGUCUACUAUAUCAGUAAACAUUUAGGUGGUUACAAGGUUGUCUAUGUGAAUAGUAAACCUCCAUCAUCCGAAAAAGUUUGUAAUGAUACGGACAACAAGGAUAACAACAAUGAAAAGGAAGUUAUAAAAGAAGUAUCGACAGAAAAGGGAACCAUUGUCUCAACAGUAGAAUCAGCUGGAAUGAUCGCAGGUGGAAUCGUCCUCUUGGUGGUUAUCGUUAUCGCUAUCGCUGGCGUACUCGUUUGGCACGUUAAGCGUAAAAAUAGGAGUCGGGGAAAUCAUGGAGCCCGGGUGUAUUAUGAAGCCCAGAGGAGAGACAAUAUAGGAGGCGAAAUACAACCAGAGCACCAAUAUGAGGAAAUCACAGUUGUAGCUGAAACCAGAAAUGGUAACACACACGCGAUGGAUAGUGCGCUGGACUGUUGUGCGGGAGGUCGAGGGUUCGAGCCCCGGCUGGACCAACACUCAAGCCCAAACCAAUCAGGAAACGACAGAAUCUACCACAACAAAUGUAACGAGGAUGAACGAAAUAUGGGUAACUCAAGACAGAAACCGAACAUCAACCACACUCCUGUUUGGAAGAAACAUAAGAAUUUGGACAAAACCAGUGAAAUACACAUUAACCUCUUAAAUAAGAAGACAGACGGGCAGCGGUUUGAUGGAGCCAAUCGGAAUGCUGAUGAGAAAGAAAAGCAUGUGACCGCGCCGUCACUUUCAUCUGACACAAAACGUGGUGCUGAAGAAAAUGAUGAUGAUGAUGGUUCUGGCACAUGUGGGCCUGACAAACCAGUUCAAUGCACAGACGAUAUAGGCUCGAAAGGGACAUAAAUAACUUUUCAAUCAAUUAAAUGGGAGUGCAUUUCUAAAGUCUAUAUUCCCAUCGUCGUGUAACAGUUAUGUGAAGGUGUAGUCUGAUCGUCCGGGUGAGUGUAGUCCUGAGAAGGACUGUUGUCGGUGGCAGUGACUGAC